Messenger RNA from Rhincodon typus (whale shark), 3107 nucleotides. RefSeq names its product transcription factor MafK-like. The coding region runs from base 356 to 802 and encodes 148 amino acids. Gene Ontology annotation, biological process: regulation of transcription by RNA polymerase II. Gene Ontology annotation, molecular function: DNA-binding transcription factor activity, RNA polymerase II-specific; RNA polymerase II cis-regulatory region sequence-specific DNA binding. The transcript is spliced from 4 exons. The record is from RefSeq and is a predicted model, not a curated record. Gene Ontology annotation, cellular component: nucleus. Lineage: Eukaryota; Metazoa; Chordata; Chondrichthyes; Orectolobiformes; Rhincodontidae.
CCCAGGAAUUCCAGGAACUGAGUUGUUUUCAUACAGGCAAAAGAGGGCAAGGGGGUUUGGAGACAAAACACUCGGCAGACCUUGCUCAGUGGAAGUACUGAAACUGGACCUUUUCUCCGCUUGGAUUUUUCUUUCGUUUUCUUCAAAACUUCGCUUCCCCCCCCCACCCCGAAGCCGUUCCUUUCUGAGUGAACUGAACGAGGGUGGAGGAAUAAAGGAAGGAAAGUGUAAACACCUAAGCGUAUCAGAUUUGAACCUGAGAAAAGCCUAAAGAGGGUGAAAAGAAAUCCAGACGGGGAAGCACAGCAUUCCACAGGUAGAUAAAAAUGGAUCCUCUUCUGACCAAGUUCCUCGCAUGAUGAGCAGCAACAGAGCAAGUAAAGCACUGAAGAUUAAGAGAGAGUCGGGUGAGAACACUCCAGUGCUGAUGGACCAGGAGCUGGUGUCGAUGUCUGUGCGGGAGCUGAACCACCACCUGCGCGGCCUCUCCAAGGACGAGAUCCUGAACCUGAAGCAGAGGCGGCGGACCCUGAAAAACCGCGGCUACGCGGCCAGCUGCCGAGUGAAGCGGGUGACGCAGAAAGAGGAGCUGGAGCGCCAGAAGGCUGAGCUGGAGCAGGAGGUGGAGAAGCUUGCUGCGGAGAACGCCGGCAUGAAGACUGAGCUCGACGCCCUGCGCUCCAAAUAUGAGGCGCUGCAGAGUUUCGCCAGGACGGUGGCCUGUGGGCCCAUCACCCCUACCAAGGUCAACACCACCAGUGUCAUCACCAUCGUGAAAUCGUCCAACUUCUCCUCGCGCUAGCGUUCAGGCCGGCUCUGCCAUCUUCCUUUUUCAGCAGAAGGGCCACUGUCCUUGGGGUGUGGGGGGAGGGGAAGGGUGGGGAGGGGAAGGGGAAAAUUUCCGUGGCUUGCAAGGUUUAAGGGCCUUCUGCUUCCAGAACGAGUCAAGGUUUACGUGGCGCAAAAACGUUUUAGUUUUCUCGUCUUUUCAGUCAUUUUUUUUUUAAUUCUCCGCCCCCCCCCCCCCCCCCCCCACCACCUUUCCAAACAGACCGUGCUGCCACCGCAGGAAGUCAGCGGUGGCCGUUUUGGUAGGGGGGGGAGGGGCAGCUGGGGACUGGGGUUGGUUGGGGGAAAGGGGGAAGGGGGGGAAUGGAAGGAGAGCCCAGCACUGAAUAUUAGGAGUGUCUUUACUGGAACUGGCUCCCAAGGUUGUCGAAUAACUUUGAGCACAGGCUGCAAGCUCGCUAGGCCUCUGCCUACCACCUCGGUCCUGCCCCAAGGCAAAAACCAGAAAUACUCAGAAACGAACCUACUGAAGCUCCAUUCCUUUUUCUGAGGCGUACAAAACCAGAAUGUGUCGUUCACAAGUCUAAACAGUUCCUCAGAGCGGGGGUCGCAUGUGACAAAAAAUGAUGCCAGAAAUACAUGGCCCUCAGUGACGAAAAUGGGUCCACUGCCUCGAUAGCGAACAUGGUACAGGCGAUUGCCACUCACACACCCCCUCAAUUUCAGUCUUUGAAAAUGCCUUCCUCAAAAGGCAAUGGCCUAGUGGUAUUAUCACCAGACUGUUCAUCCAGAGACCCAGAUAAUGUUCUGGGGUCUGGGGUUCAAAUCCCACCAUGGCAGAUGCUGGAAUUUGAAUUCAGUAAAAAUCUGGAAUUAACAGUCUAAUGAUGACCAUGAAUCCAUUGCCAAUUGCUUUUUAAAAAAAAACAUCUGGUUCACUAAAGUCCUUUUUGGGAAGGAAACUGCCAUCCUUACCUGGUCUGGCCUGCAUGUGACUCCAGACCCACAGCAAUGUGGUUGACACUGAGCUGCCCUCUCAGCAAUUUGGAAUGGGCAAUCUAUACUGGCCUGCAGCAACCUGUGAAUGAAAUAAAUUUUACAAAACAUCUUUAAAUAUUUUUAAGGCAGAGGGAGAUUCUUGAUUACUUGAGGGAUGGAAGAUUAUUGGGCGGGGUCUGUAUGAAUGUAGAAUUGAGGUUAAAAUCAGAUCUUAUUGAAUGGCGGAGCAGGCUCGAAGGGCCGAAUGGCCUACGCUUGUCCAUAAGUUCACGGUUGAGCUCAAUCCACACACAGCAGCCUUUCCAACUUCCCCACUAAUGCCUUUGGUUAACAAAACUCUCGGAUUUAAAAUUGGCAACUGACCUAGUCUCAACAGAAGUGAGGGACCUGCUGAUGUGAACCUUGCUGCUUUUUUAGAAAAAAAUACAUACUGUUGGUAGCCAAUCUCCAGUGUGCGUAUUCGGGGAUGCCCCUCACCCUCCUUGGUUACAGCCAUGACAGCACCUUUCAGAACUAGGCCUCGUUUCCAUUUCAGUGCAUAUGGUUUGCAAACCAUUAAUCCCUGAUGGAGUGACUCUUUUGAGGGGCAAGCAUGCCUAAAAUGUAACUUAAUGAGCUGAAACCUCACCUGUGCUCAUAACUGUGUGUGUAUAUGUGUGCCCGUGUGUGUUUUAUGUCGUCUUUUUGAAGUAGCAGGCCCAGUUUUGAUUUGAUGGACAGGCCGUUGCCAUGGAUCUGAAUGGAUGAACUGAGGACAGGUAGGCCCCACUGCAGAAGCUGGAUGUUUGUUGUCUUAACCGUCUCCUUGCGCAAAUGCCUCUUUGUCUUAAUUAGUGGACUUAAUUUAUGGCGCUUUACGUAAAGCAGAGAGAGAAAAAAAGCAGAUGAUUGUGGCUACUUCUGGUAACCAGAAGUGAUGUCACCGGUCCUUCAGAAAGCAAGAACAAAGCCCUUCCAUUUUGUUUUCACCUUGGAUUGCUGGUAAUAGAACAGAGCAGACAAAUUAAAUUGACCACAUCUCCUCAGCUCGUUUGCAGUUGUAGUGGAUGCUGAGAAGCAGUGAUUGACAAGGUAUCAAUGUGCCAAGAAAAUCAAUACAUGGGGAAUUUCCUGUUUUUUUUUGGUGUGAGCUAAUGCCAACUGCUGGCAGGGUAGUGUGAACCCUCAUUCUCCUUGAGGAAAAUGCAAGCCAUCUUGUCAGAAGCAGAAACAAAUCACUUAAAAAAAACUCAGUCGGUCUGGUAGCAUCUGUGGAGAGGAGAAGGCAGAGCUAACGUUUCAGGUCCAGUGAUCCUUCUUCAGAACUUCAGUUAGCUCUG